CCACUGACUGGGACUAUCCUCCUCUCAUCUCCGCUGCUCAGCACAAGUCACCACCGGACAACAACGUAACUCACUCUGUGAGUUGGAAAGGAAACGGCAGCAUGAAUCAGAAAUCAGAAUCGAUCAAACUGAGCUCCAGGGUGACGAUCAUAACACUUACUCUGGCCUUUGGUUUGUGCUUGAUGUCCAUAUGCAAAGCUAAGCAGAUUUUUCCAUUGAGAAGUGACAAUUUGUCCCUGCAGAAGAGAUCAGUAGGAAAAAUCAGUGUGAACCCACGCUCACUUAAUUGUUCGAGCCCAAUAACACCUGAAAUGACCUUGAACGUUUUGCUGCCAAUCAAUUAUCAUGAAGAUAUGUUGGACAAGUGUUUGAGUGAUGAAGUGCUGAAGAACAAUCUCACACAGCUUGGAAAUUUAGCCUUUAGUAAAGGUCAACUUCAUAUUCUGAAGAACAGAUUGAAUAAGCUGGAACCAGAUGGGCUAACGGAAGACAUCAUUAAUAAACUUGGGUUUAUAAUCACCGUGUACUCCGCCGAAGAGAUGACCAAGUGGAAAAUAACCAACCCAGACACACUGGCCGCUGUACUCCAAAACACUCCAACUCCAGAUCUGGUUGGUAUCAUUGUUUCAAACUAUUACCAAGGACCUGGGGUGUUGAAUGUGACUGCGUUAAAUGCAAUCCAUGGUCCAUUGCUGUGCACUGCCAAUGAAACCAAGCUCAGAACCAUUCUGCCCGCUGACCUGAGGAGUGCGGAGCAACUGGAUAUCACCACUUGCACUCAGCCAAAGAAAGACAUUCUUUACAACAUUGCAGCGGACCAGGACCAAAUUGGGAGCCAGAACUUUUACAACCAGACCAAGCCAUACCUGGGUGGUGCACCGGCAACUGAUUUACAGCGUUUAGCUGCAGCAAAUGUCAACAUGGACAUUGAGACGUUCAAGAAACUCAACCCAGUCGAAGCGGUUAAACUUUCUGCUCAGGAAGUGCGGGACUUACUUGGAGUAAACCUUCCCAAACUGAACGAGAAUGAAUCUGACCCAUUAGUGCAGGCCUGGAUUAGAACCCACAGCCAAGCAGAUGUGCGGAGCCUGGGAGUCGGGCUGAGUGGAGGAAGGCCAUCAGAACAAGAAUUUGAACUUGGCCAUUUUGAUUUUGCAGAAGGCAAAAAUUCAGCUUCAAGCAACAACUUUGGCCUGCUACUCUCUGUCCUCACCGGUGUGAUAACUAUCUCAACACAAAGACUGCUGUAAAUUGGAACACAGCCAACCAAUGCUUUCGACUGUCUGUACUAAAUCUAAAGGCAUGUAUCUGAACUCUGCAUCAAGAACCUCGUACUGCAUAUUAGUAAAUGUCUAAAAAAAAUUAGAGCAUCGCUAGAGUUAGAUCAAUUUAAUUUACACUUACUUCUGACAAGAUUCUUAGACAAUGUGACUUACACACAAACAUAAAUCAUUAUAUAUCAUGAGUUAACAUCAACCUAGUUCCAGAAUGAGGUACAAUAUCAAUGUAUGGGACAGGUUUUACCUUCUCUGUUAGAGCUAAACUGAAACUGCUGGGGGGAGAAAUUCCACCUUUGUCUACAUUGAUGGAAUUAUUCCUGGAGGAUUUAGAGUGUCCAGAAAUUGGCAAAUUGUUGAAUUCAGUUUGAAUUUUGAUUUCGGUUUUCUAUAGUUCUUAAAAGAAGCUUACAGAAAACUGGCUUCAAAAUUAAGGUUAUGUUUAAGAAUUUGCCAAAAUGCUGCAGUUAAGUUAGACCCAGUUGAUAUAACGAGGCACUGUGUCAAAUGCAUGGAUUAAUAUUAUAUAGGAAGGAAAUACUGAAUACAAUAAAUUAUAGUGCAACAUGGGGCAUUUAUGUAAGUUGGAAUCUAGUGGAUGAUUUGUGUGAAAUAAAAUAAACAUGUUGUCAGUAGACAGUGCUUUGGUGCAAAGCUGGCUGCAGUCUACUGACUAUUUUAUAGAUAGUUGUAAUGACUGGGUAUCUACUGCUCUAGUGUCCUGCUAUUUAUGUUAUUUAUUAUGUGAGUUUUCAAGGUGUUUUUUCCUCUUUCCUAGAUAAUAUUGUUAAAAAACUAUAAAUUCUAUUUUUCAAUAAAAAUAUA
Molecule: messenger RNA, 2102 nt
Organism: Callorhinchus milii (elephant shark)
Lineage: Eukaryota; Metazoa; Chordata; Chondrichthyes; Chimaeriformes; Callorhinchidae
Product: mesothelin-like protein
Exons: 11
Coding region: 102-1250 (382 amino acids)
Biological process (GO): cell-matrix adhesion
Cellular component (GO): cell surface
Source: RefSeq, a predicted model, not a curated record